CUGCUAAGUGACAGAAGGAGAGUGUAAGCCUGAAGGCAGUGUGUAUGGGCUUGUCUGUAGCCAACCAGCUCUGAAUAGGUGUGCGCUGUGCUGUACCCUGGAGGAAACAGAACAGGAGGAACUGAUCUCAGGAAAGGACUGAAAGGAAGAAGAUGAAAUUAUCCCAGAGUGCAAUCAGACUCUGAACUAUUAAAAAACUCAGAAAGUGUUUUGCUGUACCCCAAACCUGUCCAUACAGCAGCUUGUUCUGGGACCAAUUUCCUUUGGAGUAGUGCUUAUUUGAUUUCACAUAUCCUUAUCCUCUCCGCCUGUACCUUACUAAAAAAGCCUAAGGGAAACAGCUUUAUUCUAUUGCUGCGAGUAAUAUAAUAAAUAGAACAGCAACGCUUCCCCUUUCAGUGGAAAAAAUUAUGCUAUAAUUGCGGUGACUGCUUGUUUUUUGUCUAAACAAUACACAUUGGUCAGCGCGAAAGGAACUCAUUUUUAAUAGAAAAGAGAGCCUGCUGAUUAUGAGAGGUGGUCUGAUGAAGAGCUGGUGUGAACAAUUGGAUCAGGAUAUUUACUGAAGAAGGCAUGAUGCUUAAAGCAGAUCUGUCAUCUUUAAACACAUUAGGUGGUCCAUUGGUGGUACGUACUGAUUCUCAAUCCUUAAUGGAAUCUGAGCCGAAUGAAAUGAAUGAAUACGAAUCUUGGGAAAGAACCAAUGAAAAUUCAGAUCUUAAUGAUGAGGAUGAUGUUUUUAAAAAUCGUCAGGAAAGUGACUAUAACCAAACAACCAAUUGGGAAUUCAAUGACCAAGAACCAGUGGAAAUUAAAAGUGAGGUGCCAAGCUUGACUACUGACAGAGUCACAUCAAAUUCACCUGUGCCUAUAUCCUCCAAUGCAGUUACAGCUGAAUCUGUCAAGACAUUGUUAGAGAUUGUCCCCAUUGCUAAGAAGCCUGAAGAAGUACACAAGUCAUCCUGGAAGGCCGCGUCAUCCCCCAAGCUAAAAUUCACCUUUCAACAGCCGAAGAAGUCAUAUAUUUCACGAAGUGUCAGCCUCACCGAAAAGGAGCUGAAGGAAGCGCAGUCCAUUAGUGAUAAUUAUGCUUUCCAACUGAGCCCCACACAAAGUAACUGUUCAAAAGGAGCACUUUUGUUUCAUCGCCGCCGGCAGAAACUAAAUGCCCUUGAACAAAGGCAACAUGAACUUAUAGAACAGAGAGGGAGCAAGGUUAAUCAAGAGACACAACAUCAUCAAGGAAUACAAGGUAACCAAGUCAAACAUGAAGUGAGAGUUUUAAAUUCUGUGUCAACAGAAAGUCAACGUGGUUCUGGUCGACUUCAAGUUGGGAAAAAAAUGGAAGAAACAUCAUCUGACACAGGGUAUGCAGAAGAAACAGGAAAUAGGUGGGCAGAUGACUUCAAAGAACAAGAACCAGAUUUCCCACCAAUAGAUAAUAGAGCCCCCUCCCCAGGUGCUUCAGAAGAAGAUACUCAAAUUUCAAUGUGUGCAAAUCUUAAGGAAAACUUGACAGUGUCAGAUACUAAUGGUUUGGUCAAUUAUAUUGUUGAAGAGACUAAAUCCCCUGUCAAAAGUGAGCACAAUGGUCAACACAGACAGUGCUCUGAGGUACACCUGACUCUGUCCAAACCUAUCAAUGUGACUAACAGAACCGCUAGGCCUUUUGGAUGUAAGCAGUCUUCUAAGGAGGAGCAGCCUUUACCAGAUAAAACUCCUGUGAUAGAUCUUCCUCCACCACCAACUUAUGCUGAAACAUUGUCAAGUCCGCCACCAGUAACACGUGUUCGAUCACCACCAGCAUAUUCUGCUUUAUAUCCAAUACAGACCGAGUAUUUAAACCCUGUUAAUCAGGUUGUAACCUAUGAAGAAGGUAGGGUGACUCCCCAGUCAAAGUCCGGAAUCUUAGAGUCACUUGCAGCCCAUCGAGGACCUAGGAAAUCAAUGUUCACAUUCAUUGAAAAACCAAAGAUGGCACCAAAUCCUGACCUUUUGUCUAUGAUACAGACAGCAGAUGAAAGACGGUCAAAGCCCAAUAAGCAUGUAGAAACACAUGCUGAGGAUGAACCCUUUGCACUUGGGACAGAAGCUUCCAGUUUCCAAAACAAUAAAGAGAAUAGAGCAGCAGAUGAUUUUGGACCUGCUGAAAAAGGGCCUGAUUGGUUAACCUGUCUGAAGUCUCCAGGGGUCACAGCAAAGCCGCCUCCUGUACCAAUCCAAGGUCUGACAGAAGCAACAGGGAAAGGUGCAGAUUUAUUUGCUAGGAGGCAGUCCCGGAUGGAAAGGUUUGUUGUUGAAUCCCCAUCACCUUUUGACUCUGCCAGGUCACCUUCUCCUGCCAUGUCCCUGCCACCUUCCUGGAAGUAUGUCUCAAAUGCUCAUACACCAUCCUCAUCAUUCAAUCAUUUAGCCAAAGUCAAUCAAAGAUCACCCAAACCUGCAAUAGCAGUUGCAGUAUCUAAUACUGCCUCAGAGACUAUGCAGUCACAAAAAGAACUAGAGCUUUCCAAACGGCAGCCCUACCAACUUCAGUCUUCGCUGUUUAUACUCUCUCCAACCAAAGACCCUAUGAGCUGUCUUCCAAGAGCAGCCCCACCACCCAAACCCAUGGUGGAAUUUUAUCGUUCAGCAAGGCAAACAUCCUGUCCAACUUCUCCACUAGUUCCUUCUCCUACAAUGUAUUCACCAUCUUACUUUAAUUCAAUCCGACCCCCUUCUGCUGUGUCUCCUUCUCCAGCCAGUGAUACCCCCAAUAAUUUUGGAAGACAGACACCAAUCAAUCAUGUUUCUCCAAUAUCCCCAGUUCCUUUCUCAAGCACUGGAGUAACAUCUCCACGAACCAAAACUGUGUUACAAGCACCUCGCCCAACAUUCUCUGCCACAAGUGCCGGUCUGGAAUCUCAGAGAUCAAAAGAAUUUGGAACUGGAUCUCCAAUUUCAAGAGCUGUGCAACACCGCGGGUCAUUGGAUGCAUGGAGAAGCUCUCCUCUGUCACUCCUACCAGGCUAUGAAGAAGGUUCCAGGAGUAAAAUGCACCCUCCUCGUUCCAUGUCCCCUUCAUGGAGUGAACGUUCUCCUUCUCCGUUCAUAGGGGAGAGGGAGACUGGGAAGCAAAUGAAAGCUCUUAUUGCUCGGAACAUCAUCAAUGCAGCCAGGAGGAAAAGUGCAUCCUCUGUUGGUGCUUUAAGUCCCCAGUCUCCUGUUCCAAACAAUGGAAUGUGGAGUCCAAAAUUUGGCAAUGGCACCUCUCUUCCUGAUACACCUAGAUCUAGACACUCUCCGACGGGCUCUGAAAUCUCUCUGGAUUCAGAAGAUUCUGGGACAAAAUCACCUGGGUUCCGGGUCUAUCCAUUGAGUCCAAGGGGAUGGUAUGGAAGUUUGAAACAAAAGAGGGCUAGCUUGCCCAACAAUUCACCAUUCACGUACACGUCAUAGCCUAGCAUCAACAUUCAAACUUUAAGACAAUGAGUCCAUGAAUAUUGUCAAAAAUCUCAGUGGUUACCCCUUCACACCAGAAAACUAUGCACAAUUUAAUCAACACUUCUUUUUAAAAUAAAAGCUUGGAUAUUAUUACCAAUACAAUUAUUGAGGCUCCAUUAAUUGAGGGCCAACUAAGUAAUCGUUUUCUUCAGACAUUGUAAAUAAUGGAGAACGGAUGGGCGUCUCUCAAAGCCACAGGCCCGGACUGAGAAUUAAAAAAGGACCUGGCAUUUCAGGUACACAGAGGCCCAAUCAGCCCACAAAGAGGCCCAAACAGCCCCCACCAGCCC
Molecule: messenger RNA, 3773 nt
Organism: Xenopus laevis (African clawed frog)
Lineage: Eukaryota; Metazoa; Chordata; Amphibia; Anura; Pipidae
Gene: synpo.S
Product: synaptopodin
Exons: 4
Coding region: 574-3438 (954 amino acids)
Biological process (GO): positive regulation of actin filament bundle assembly
Cellular component (GO): actin cytoskeleton; Z disc; organelle
Molecular function (GO): actin binding
Source: RefSeq, a predicted model, not a curated record